Molecule: messenger RNA, 2385 nt
Organism: Acanthamoeba castellanii str. Neff
Lineage: Eukaryota; Discosea; Longamoebia; Acanthamoebidae
Exons: 10
Coding region: 1-2385 (794 amino acids)
Biological process (GO): transmembrane transport
Molecular function (GO): transmembrane transporter activity
Source: RefSeq, a predicted model, not a curated record
AUGAUGAGCUCGGCAUCGUUCGGGCUGCCGGUGGGUUCGCCCCCCAAUUCGAAUCUCACUUCAUCAUCGUCCGCCCAUCAGAUUCGAUUGAGCCGGCGAUCGUCGGUCUCGCUCGGGGCGCCGCUGCUCUCCACCCUCGAGCGCACCAUGUCCGUCCUACGCGGCGACAUCGUCGAGAAGAUGAAGGAGAGCGUGGGCUACGAGCUCGAGCCGGCCCUCGCCGCCCACAAUCUCCACCGUCGCCUCAGUCGAGGCGGCUCAUCUUCCACAUCGACAUCGCAGCAACAGCAGCACUCCGUGAUGACCUCCAUGGGCGAGGUCAUCGAUGUGGGCGGCAGCCCCAUACCGUUGGCUCGUCGCAAGCACAGGAAGUGGCGCAAGCCGGGGAGGAUGAAGGGCUCAUCGUCAUCUUCAAGGAAUCUGACCGAGGACCCUCUGAGAGAUGGAGAUGGAGGAGCUGGGGAGGGAGGAGAUGGAGACGAUAAUGAUGAAGAUGAAGAGGAGGAGGUGAGGAGGAGCCAGCGGGGCCGACGGCGCGCGCAGUCGUUCAUGGGCGAGGAGACGGAGAACGACUGGGACGACGACGACUCGGUCGACGAGGACCAGCUGCGGCGCCGCCAAGAACGAAUCGAGUCUGCGCGACGAAGAGCGAAAGCGACGAAGAAAAGCGGCAACGCAGCAGCGCCUCAGCAGAUGAGGAACGACGGUGGUGGCGACGACGAUGUCGGCUCGAUGGCCGACGCCGCAGCCGCGGCCGCCGCGCGAGAUCCGGCGCUGUCGACUUCAUCGUCGCUGGGCUCGUCGUCGGCGAGCAUGCUGACGUCGACAGUGCAGCCGCAGCUGCUCUCGCUGGCCUCGUCGUCGGCCGUGCCCACGCGCGGCCAGUCGCCGGCGUUCCGCUCGCCGCUCCUCGAGCAGCACGACCAGAUGCUCAAGCAGUGGCAGCAGGCCAACAAGAUCCACCGACCACUCCGACGAGGUGAGGCGCGGCCCGGCGGCGGCAACGACGACAGCGACGAGGACCUGGAGGCCGGCCUGCCGCUGCUGUCGCGCGACAAGGCCGCGGCGGCGGCUGCAGGCGCUGGCGGUGGUGUGGGCGGCGGCAAGAAGGGCGGCGGCUACGGCUACGGCGGCGUCGAGGUGCGGGAGGACUACGACGAAGCGGUGAUGUUCCUCAAGGACCUGUGCGAGUCGCUCCACCUGUUCGGCGCACCGGCGCACCGCAUCGAAUACAACAUGAUGCGAGCCAGCGAUGGCCUCGACAUCGUGGCGGCCUACGCCGUGUUCCCCGAGCUCUGCAUUCUGUCCUUCGGCCCGCAGGACGACGGGGGGACGAUCAGGAAGGCCGAGACGUACCUCUACCGCAAGAACCAGGGCGGACUCAACUGCGCCAAGCUGCGGUGGUGCGAUGACCUGGCCACCAAGGUGGCCAAUCAGGAGAUUGGUGUAAAGGAGGCGGCUAUGGAACUGUACAUUAUUCGGCAACUUGGACCCGUCUAUCCUCUGUGGGUCAAGCUGCUCAUGUACGGCUUCGCUUCACUGGCCGUGUGCGCAGUCUUCUUCCGCGGCGGAUGGCUAGAGAUGUUGGUGAGCUUGGUGCUGGGAACCGGAGUCGGGGUGGUGAGCUUGAUCGGCACCCGGUACGGCAGCGUGGAGCGGAUGCUGGAAGCCAUUGUUUCGAUCGCAGCCGCCUUCCUGGCGCGCCUCUUCGUCGAAUACGUCUAUCCGGCCUGCUGGGGCGCCAUAUCCCUGUCAACCAUCGUGUGGAUGCUUCCCGGAUUGUCGCUAACGGUGGGUGUAAACGAGUUGGCCGAGCGCAAGAUGAUAUCAGGCACGGUGCGCGUCUUCUUCGCUAUGCUCAUCGCGCUCGAGCUCGGCUUCGGUCUGGCGAUCGGCUCGCUUCUCGUCUUUUGGGAGGACGAGGCCGAGUUUCUUGAGAAGGCGGGCGACCACCUAUGCGACGGCACCAACGGCUGGGUCAUGCUCCUCUUUUUCUUCGUCAUCUGCAUCACCUUCAAUGGUCUUCAGGAGGCCCUGCCCAACCAGUGGCCGAUGAUGACCUUCACUGCGUCGUUGAGCUACGGCCUGUCAUUCCUGGGCGGAAUUCUCGUCUUGGUGCCGGGGUCGGUGGGCGUGCGCGGCGUGAAGGCGCUGAUGGAGAACGACAUCGUGUCGGGCAUCCAGUUCGGCUUCUCGAUGCUCACCAUCGCCCUCUCCAUCAUCGUCGGUCUCUUCGUCGCCAACAUGCUCUUCCCGCUCGCAACCAAAGCUGCGCCCAAGCCCGCCAGCCCGGACGCCAACAAUAGCACCGACCUCGGCGUUUCCCAAGGCCCGCUCGACCACAUCUCUCCGCCGCACGAACUGCAGCGAUUCUCCGCCAAGUAA